Messenger RNA from Rotaria sordida, 1287 nucleotides. The record is from the annotation of a GenBank genome assembly. Lineage: Eukaryota; Metazoa; Rotifera; Eurotatoria; Philodinida; Philodinidae.
AUGGAUUUUGAAACAGUUCGCAAUCAUUAUGGUAGUGUGAUUGUUCUUAUUACAUUUUUAAGUCGAAUUAUAUUUGUUGGAUUUUGUUGGAGUUAUGGAACAGUAAUUGUUCAUUUUAAAAAAGAAUAUCCAAUGAUAUCAGAUACAGAAUUAAGUUGGAUUGGUAGUAUUGGUCAAAGUUUUGGUGGUCUUCUUGCUCCAGUAAUAUUUUUUUUAGUUCGUCGAUAUGGAUAUCAAAUACCAUUUAUUUUUUCACUUGUUACAUGUAUUAUUUCAUUAUUAAUAUCAUCAAUUGUUCAUAAUAUUCAUUGGUUAUUAAUAACUUAUUCAUUUCCAUAUGGUUUUGCUAAUUCAGUUAUUUUCAUUCUUGGUACAUUAAUUUGUGGUCUUUAUUAUCCUAUAAGUCAAUAUUCAAAACAUAUUCUUGUUAUGUGUAUUAUUUCAACAGGUUUUCCAAUGGGUUAUCAUAUAAUGAGUGCUUUAAUAUUUUCAUCAAUUGAACGUUAUGGAUGGCAAUCAAUGAAAAGACAUAUUGCUCUAUUAGAAUUACUUGCUAGUUGUAUACUUGGUCCAAUAUUUACUGCGAAAUAUAUACCAAAUACAACAUCAGAACAUUAUCGUACAACAAUAACAGUUACACAAAAUAAUAAUAAUAAUCGAAAAAUUUAUUUUUCAUUACCAAUUAUUAUUUGGAUGUUAGGAAUAUUUACAACAGUAUCUGCAAUCAACAAUUUUCUUCUUCAUUUACAUAUGUAUUUGGAAUAUUUUGCUAUUCCUCCAGCUCGUGCUGAUCUUUGGUUUCGUUUACAUGGUCUAUUUGAUGCAUUAUUUCGUCUUUUAAUUCCAAUAUUUAUUCAUUUCUAUCCAAUGAAUAUUAUUUAUCUUUUUCCAAUAUGUGUUUUUACUGGUUUAAUUUUCUUAUUAUUAAUAUUUGGUCUACUCUAUACAAGUAUAAAUGCAUUAGCAGUUCUACCAAUUAUUUUAUUUGGUUUUACAUCAGCUGUUACUACAUCACUUCAAUAUACAGUUUCGAAUCAAUUAUUCGAAAGUGAUCAAACAGAACAAGGUUAUAUCUAUCAUGUAAUUAUUACAAGUCUUGGUUUAAUUUUUGGUCCAGUAGUUGGAGGUAUAUUUUUAGAUAGAACAAGAAGUUAUAAAUCGAUCAUUCUAACAUCAAUAGUUUUUCUUUGGAUUAGUUUUAUUUCAUUUGGUAUUACGAUUUUAUUAUCGAAUAAGAAGAAGAAGAAUAAUAAUGAAUCAGAACAGAAUCAAAUUUCUACUUUAUAA